Vidua macroura (Pin-tailed whydah) is the source of this 2248-nucleotide messenger RNA. RefSeq names its product filamin binding LIM protein 1 (gene FBLIM1). Gene Ontology annotation, cellular component: focal adhesion; stress fiber. The record is from RefSeq and is a predicted model, not a curated record. Gene Ontology annotation, molecular function: filamin binding. NCBI's taxonomy places the organism in Eukaryota, Metazoa, Chordata, Aves, Passeriformes, Viduidae. Gene Ontology annotation, biological process: cell-cell adhesion. Bases 813 to 1832 code for a protein of 339 amino acids. The transcript has 9 exons.
UGCAAGGCCACCCCUAGGUGAGGGACAAGAGGACAGUGGGACCACUUGGGGUGAGGGAAGAUGGGACACCAAGCGGUAUGUACCCCCAUCCCAUCCCUUUUUCCUUGGGCGUCCUCGGAGCACCCUCUGAGAGGUCCCUGGGGCAGAGUUGAGGUGCAGCUCUAGAGGGCUGUGUCCCAUGCCAGUUUUGGGGGUUGUGGGGAUACCCCAUAAGUAACCUUAUUCCUAUCAAUCCCACCUGAACUUCCAUCCCAGGAGAUUUCAGGGAAACGAGGGGGGUUCCUUUCCAGUGUGGCCUCUGCCACCCCAAACCAGGAUGGAGCUACAUGGGGAGGGGAGACCCCAUUAAUGCACCCCUCGAGCUUCGACCAGCCUGAUAGCCCUGGGCCGGGGGGAUCAUCUGGGGGGUGCCGCCACGGGGCCGCCGGGAUCCCGUCAGCCCCGGCACAAAGAGGAAUGCGAUGAGCACAUGGUUCCCAUUAACCCCGGAGAAAUUUUUUUUAGGCUGUUUUUUUAUUUUUCUUUUUUUUCUUCUUCUUCUUUUUUUUUUUUUUUUUUUUUUUUUUUUUCAUGAUUCUUCUUUUCUUUUUCCCCCUAAGUUUUCCGCAGCUCUGCUGGGGAGGAGGAAAAGCGGCGGCUCCGGCGGAGGCUGAAGUCACCGGCAGGAACGUCGCGAAGCUUUUUGCCCACCUCGGGGAGUCUGUCUGCCCCUCAAAGGAUGUGCUGACUCCUGUGAGUGGGAUUUUGGGGGAGCAGAGCCGCAUGAGACCGGGAACUCAUCACACAGAAUCAACCCCUGAUCUGGCCUUUCCAUGGCUUCAGCAAUGUUGCCAGGGAAAGCAGAGAAGAGAAUUGCUUCAUCCAUCUUCAUCACCCUCGUGCCACCACAGAGGGACGUGGCUACCAAGGAGAAAACCCAACGGGAGCCACAGCCAGGUGAUGCCAAGGUCCCCGGCACUCAUCACCCCCAGAUCCUGCUGUCACCCCCCACGUUGCCCUACGGAGAAACCCACACGGCGGCCCCUGUACCUGCAUCCCCACCAGUCCUGCCCCUCUCUGAAGUGCCCCAGCCCUUGUCUGUGGAGCCGCUGGGUCUGGCACUGCAGCAACUGGACCUUGCAGCACCUGCCACCCUCCAGGCCCCUUCCACCAUCCCUGCUGAAUUGAAGCUGCCCACAUUUUCCCAGGAGCACGCAGGCAAGAGGCAGUGGCAGGAUGUGAAUGGGCACCCGGGGAGGGACAACUCCAGAGACAUCUGUGCCUUCUGCCACAAAGCGCUGGCGCCCCGGGAGCCGACGGUGGAGGCAAUGCGGAAGCAGUACCACCCUGACUGCUUCACCUGCCGUACAUGCCACCGACUCCUGGCUGGGCAGCGCUACUUCCAGAGAGAUGGGUGCCCCACGUGUGACACCUGCUUCCAGGCCACGCUGGAGAAAUGUGCCAAGUGCCAGGGGCUGAUCACAGAGCACAUUGUCCGUGCCCUGGGCAAGGGCUACCACCCCAGCUGCUUCUCCUGCGCUGCCUGUGGCCGGGCCAUGGGCACUGAGAGCUUUGCUGUGGACAAACAGGGUGAUGUGUACUGCGUGCCCGACUACUACAGGAAAUACGCCGCAGUGUGCAGCGCCUGCGAGUGCCCCAUUGUCCCCCACGAGGACAAAGACACCUACAAGAUCGAGUGCCUGGGACGCAGCUUCCACGAGAGCUGCUACCGCUGUGAGAGCUGUAGGAUGCCCCUGUCACCGGAGCUGACAGAGAAUGGGUGCUACCCCCUGGAUGACCACCUCCUCUGCAAGUCCUGCCACAUCCACUGGCGCAACGAGUCGUCCUGCUGAGACCCUGCAGCUCAUCAAGCUCUUCCAGUGCCAGGCACCAAAAAGGGAGUGCCCCCAGUGGGAUGUACCCUGUGGCCAACCCUGGGUGCCUGCUGCACCCCCAGAUUACUGCAGAACUGGGUUUUCAUCACCAAAAUGUCCCCAGGACCCUGACCCGGUGGGUUGGUGGGGUGGAGAACUGUGGAUAUGUCCUGGCACAGCUCUGCACUCAUCAUGAAUAUAAAAUGCCCUGACAGAGCAGCAAUGAGGAGUGGAGGUUUUAUUCCUUAUUUCUUUUUUUAAACUCCUUUUUCCAAAGGCCAGUUUGGUUUUCUUGGGUGGUGCUUCUUUCUUCUCAAGCUUCCUUGGGAUUUCACUGAAAUGUUUCUCUCUGUGGAGAGCGGGCACUGAUUUAGUUACUUGCAGUUAAAUAAAAC